UUCCUCCCUGUGAGAGCUAGAAGGUAGGAUGAUUGAGGGAGCUCACUGUAUAGCUUGGUCCCAUACCCCCAUCCCCACCCGUCCACCCCCACUCCUGUCCACACACACACCCAAAGAAUAAGCCUUCACAGGGACCAUCCACAGCCCCUACUAAAUGGACUCCUACCCCUGCUAACAAAAGUCUUCCAUAGACGUCAUGUGCCCCCAACCUAGCAAAGGCCUAAAUAUGCCACUUCCUGGGUUGCUGGGGUUUCAGACUAUAAAAUACUGUGCUUAAGUAGUACCAAGAGCGGAGUUGUUGCUAUGACAACUUGAGAUAAGCCAGGCUUUCCCUGGUACUCAACAGACCAAGUCACCUGGCUUCCGUCCCCUUGUUCUUGCUAGUCUAUACCCCGGGUGCUCGGGUGGCUGUUGUUUCCUGCUUUGUCUUUUACCCAGCACCCCAGGGCUGAGUGACAGAGUGUUUAGAGCCGUCUGUGACAGCAGCUGUGAUUUCACAAGGACAGAUGUUUGCGAGAUGACCAGGCUCAGGGAUCAGGAAGAAGAUAGGGAAAGACCCUUCCUGGACAGCUUCAGUCCUGAGGGAGUGAGACUCUUUCCUUUGCCAUGGAGUCCUGCUCGCUAACUGGCUAGAGAGCUGGGGUCCCCACUGCGCGUCCCACUGGGGGCUCUGGGGUUACAGUUGUGUGUGACCACGUCCAGCUUUGGGGGCAUCCUGAGGACCCAGCUCAAGUAUCAAACUUGCACAAAUGCUUUACCCACACACAAGGCCAUCUUCCAGGGCCUGCCAACUGAACUUUGAGCAUUUCUUUCAGCCCUGCCUGGGUGGGGCUCUGGCAGGCUGGGAAGCCCCUGGGGCAGGCCUCAGGUACUAGGUGCCCGUAUGUAUGAUGAUGGUAUUAGCUAAUUGCUAUCAAUGCGGUGUUUGGAAAGGUGCCUAACGAGGCCCAGCUUCAUGAUCAGGGCAAGUGAGCUCCCCGCUAUCCCAGGUUACAAAUGGGCAUGAACCUCUGUUUGGGCCACCCUUGGACUAGCCUGAGAAAAAGACCCACGUUCCCCUGCUUCUGUUUACUUGUUAUAUGGGUGCCUUACCUGAGGGAGCCCCUCCCCCAAGUACCCCAACAGGGUCCCACGGCCUAGCCUUUUCUCUAGACCUUCAGCUUCCCUCACAGAGAUUUUGAUUGCCACAGCAUUAGGGAGUCACCAUGUCUGCUUGGGCACCACUAGUUGUCAACUAAGCUUUGACAAAAAGUGCCGUGCCGCUCCCACCCCCAGAAGAACAAAAUAUCCAAGAGGCUGGGGACAUAGCUCAGAUGGUAAAUGCUUGCCGUGCAAACCCGAUGGCCUGCUUGAUCCUCAGAGUCCACAUAAAGAGUGGGGAUCACGGCAUGCUUUGUAAUCCCAGUACUCCUUUAGCAAGAUAGAUGAGCACUAGCCAGCCAGAGGUGGUCCACACCUUUAAUCCCAGCACUCAGGAGGCAAAGGCAGGUGCAUCUCUUAAGUACGAGACUAGCCUAGUCUACAGAGUUCCAGGACAGCCAGGGCUACCACUAACCAGCCUUGAAGAUCCCAGGCCAGCAUGCCUGGAGUACACAGCAGCACAGGGGCACAAAGGGACCCUGCGUCAAUUGGAUGGAAGGCAAGAACCAACUUCCAAAAGUCAGGCAACCUGGUUAUACACAUAACAAAUAUUUUAAAAGCUGGGUGUAGUAGUAUGCCCUUGUAAUUCCAGUGCAGGGUAAGUGGAGUCCGACAGAUCCCUGGGGCCUCCUGGCCGGCUAGCCUAAUAUACUAGUCGAGUACCAAGCCAGUGAGCCUGUCUCAGAAACAAGGGGAUAGCGCUUGAGGUUGUCCUCUGGCCUCCACAAGCAUGUGCACUCAGUCUGAUCUCUGACCCCUCCCAAAAGUCUCAGGAUGCAAAGGGUCAUGAGGCAUCUGCCACAGAAUCCGGGCUUCUGUGAACACAGCCACCAUCAGGUUCAGGUCAGCUGUUCGGCUCCAAAGCGGUGAGGGGCACUUGGAAGGUGUCCCUGAGAAAUGACCUCUUCUUUCGCGUGUCUCUGUUGCUACCUGGAUGCAUGGGAAUCUGGAGGGUACGGUACAGCUCGGGACCGGGGAUCAGUAUACUAGUUUCCCUAUCCUGGGAUAUCCGUCGCGCCAAACUCAUUGAGGAACCGCUGUCAGAACCUCUGCACAGUGUUCAGCAGCCAAGUUCCCUGAGUGUGCAAAGGCACAAAAAUCACCUCUGGGUGGGAAGGAGAGGGACACUGAGGACCUAAGGGUAGAGGCUGAGCGGCGUGGCUGCUGUCAGGAUGGCCGGCUAAGCCGUUCUUCUAAUUACCAGUCCCAUCACUGCUAACCACAGCUGCUGCAGCACCCUGGCUUUCUGGCUUUCGGGAUUGCCCCAGGCUGCCCCUGGCGGUACUCCUCCACCCCCAUAUCCAGUCAGCUGAUUGGUGGAGACACCCCCCCACUCCCCGCCCCUAUGAAAGUUUGGUCCCAGCGGUGAGGAUUCCUACUCUAGCCUAUGAGUCCCUAACUCAAUUCCUGCACUCGGGCGUGGGAGGGUUAACUUGAAGGGGUGGAGAUUCUAACAGGGAGGCUGACCCGACUGAGGUUGACCCAGCUGGGUCAGCCUUCCUUAGAUCUAGGAGUCCUGGUGUCACUGGCCACUGGGACGCUUGAGUACGGGCUCCUUGCUCACUUCAAGUCGGGAGAGGGCGUGGGGAGAUGCAGGGUAGCUAGAACGGUUGCCAUCUCCCAGGUCUCUGCUACUCGUCCCAAGCUGGUGGUGGCUCAGGGGACUAGACCUAUCCAAAUCAGUCCUGCCCAGGGCACUUGAUUGCCUUUGGUUGGAGAUGAAUCCGGCAGGUAGGGGUCCUACAGUCUCCCCCGGGGCCGAGUCCACCGACGCGUCACUUGGCCCACCAUUUCCCUGGCCCUGCCCACCCGACGUGCGGCUCUGUGGCCACCUGCGGAAGCAAAAGUCCCAGCGCCGCCGCUUUUUCGUUCUGCGCGCCGACCCUCCGCGCCUGGAGUGCUACGAGAGCGAAAAGAAGUUCCUCGCCAGCGGCUGCCGCCCACCUCGACCCCGGCGCAGCGUGAGCCUGGAAGGCGCCUGCACUAUCAGCAAGCGUGCGGAUGCCCGCCAGCGCCACCUGAUCGUCGUCUAUACCAGCGACAGCAGCCUGGGCGUAGCGGCGGCCAGCGAAGCGGAGCAGCAAGCAUGGUACAGCGCCCUGCUGGAGGUGCGCGCCUCUGCCGCUGCAGCUGCUGCCACUGCUAUGGGUCUCAGUCCCCAAGAGGCCCCCGAGUCUUGGAUCUUUGCCCCGUUCCAGGACGUCUGGCCUGUGACACUGCGGUCCAAGGGACUGGGGCGAGCACCAGGCCUGAGUAGCGGCACCUAUCGCCUGUGCCUAGGUUCUGGGGCUCUAAGCCUCCUGCGGAAGCCAGGAAGCAAAGGCUCCAGAGACAGUCGGGCAUCACCACCACCGGCCCUGCGCCUAUCCUUGCUCAGUGUGCGCCGCUGCGGCCAUGCAGACUCGUUCUUCUUCCUGGAACUCGGGCGCUCAGCGCCCACGGGUCCCGGGGAGCUGUGGAUGCAGGCGCCUGAUGCAGUGAUAGCCCAAAACAUCCAUGAGACCGUCCUGGCUGCCAUGAAGAGGCUGGGGAGCAGUGCAGUCAGUGGCAAGGAUGAGCCACCGUCCGGAGAUCCUCCAAAGAGUGCUUCUGCAGCCCCUACCCGGGUACCGUAUGAAACCCCUGUUUCUGCAGUGCAAUCAAGAAGCCCGGGUGAGAGAGCAAAGCAGGGCUACCUCAAAACCUUGGAAAGGAUGGGGCCCACACCCUCCUGCAAGGGGCUAGAUCUGGGCGGGGACUAUAUCACCAUGGGAGUCAGGGAUGACUACGUGCACAUGGCAGGGGGAGAGGUUGGUGACUACAUGCUGAUGGCACCUCCAGGCCUUCCCCCCACCGCUGCCAGGGUAGCUCCUGGCAAAUCGCUCCAGGAUUGUGAGAGCACAGAGUACAUGCCCAUGAGCAGACUCUCACCGGGGCCUUUUUACUACGAGCUCAAGGAGCCUGAGCUGGGCCAUCAAGGUGCCCCCUGCAGCGUUAGGGACAGAUGGAGACCCACAGAGGCUCGGUCCUGCUCUUCCCAGCUCUCAGAGGUAUCUGGGGACUACAUGUACAUCCCAGACUGUGUAGGCAUGAGCGGUGCUAAGCCCGGGUCCCUGGACAACUGCCUCAACUACGUGGACUUGGACCUAGUCCCUCCCCUGGAAGUGCCUGGAGCAGCCCCUGGGGAGAGUCCACAUAGCUAUGCCAGCAUCAAGUUCUAGAACCUUCUGGGAGAUGGUCAGGGAAGAUACAAAAAGAAGAGAAAAAGUUGCUAGUGUACAGCUCGGCUCCCGCAAGGGGCCAAGGCCCCUUGUUCCCUGUCAGGUGCUAUGCUGCCCCCUUGCCUGCUGCCACUUCCAGCCACACACCACCUACAAAUAGGUUCUCCCAAGAAAUUAGACCUUUUUUUUUUUUUUGAGACAGGGUUUCUCUGUAGCUUUGGAGCCUGUCCUGAAACUUGUUCUGUUGACUAGACUGGCUUGAACUCACAGAGAUCUGGCCAUCUCUGCUUCCCAAGUACUGGGAUUAAAGGUGUGCGCCACUUCUGCCAGCGAAUUUAGACUCUUUUGAGAGAGAAAGUUCUAGAACCUCUCUCACCCCAACCCAAAAAACCAACCCUAAAGCCUUAAGAAGUUGUGGGCCUUCCCAAACGAAACCCAGAUCCUAUCUGUCUCAGGCUAGUUGUGGCCAAACCAGAGAUGAGGAUUCCCCACCCCAAUUUGGACAGCUCUGUCCCCUAGAUGUUGACAGCUAGAUGUCACUGUGUCCCCCCCCAGCCCAAAGUUAUCCUCACCCAACUUUUUCAAGUCAGAGAGCUACUCCUAGGGCCCCAGCUCAAAAGUGAUGGGAGCAUCGGGGAUCAUGUUUGUGCUCCCCAGCAACCUGGCCUUCUGAGCCAUCCUCCUGUGGUGCCAGUCAAGCUCCCCUGACUGUUCCCUGGGCCUGGCCAAGCCAACCAAGUCCUUGCUUCCUACAGCACAGCCCAUCACAUCCUGUGGACCCAAUCACCCAUUAAAGGUGUUCUGCACCCUGAC
Molecule: messenger RNA, 5153 nt
Organism: Arvicola amphibius (Eurasian water vole)
Lineage: Eukaryota; Metazoa; Chordata; Mammalia; Rodentia; Cricetidae
Product: insulin receptor substrate 1-like
Exons: 2
Coding region: 2859-4340 (493 amino acids)
Biological process (GO): insulin receptor signaling pathway
Cellular component (GO): plasma membrane; cytosol
Molecular function (GO): phosphatidylinositol 3-kinase binding; insulin receptor binding
Source: RefSeq, a predicted model, not a curated record